ACUACAGAGACACAAAUAACCAAAACAAUAUACAAUACAAUCACAAAAAUAUACAAAACAGAGAUACAAAUGAUCACAAAGAGACACAAAACAUAUGCAAAACAGCUAUGAACAGACACAAAACAACCACAAACAUAUGAAAAACAACAACAAAGACACACAAAUGACCACAAAGAGACACAAAAGAACAACUGGGUGUCAUGAUCCAUGACGAGGAGCCUUUCACAUGUGUGUUUAGGGCUGUAUCUGUUCAUUGUAUAUGUGAACAGCAGCUAUUUAUUGGUAUUGGUUAUUUGACAUUUGUGUACUGCGCUGAAUAAAUGGUGUUUAUUGAUAUUUAGUUCAAUAUUGCCAUGAACCAGGGCUUUAAAUUUGAGUCUUAACAUGUUUGUUCUUAUUUCCUAACCGUGCCAAGUUUAUAUAUGUCCCGACAUCCCCUUCUCGACCAGUCAAAUGUAGCCUGUCCUACAGAAACACAGGAGGGCGCCAUCACUGCCCAGCAGGUCAGUGACAGUUUGAGGUCCGGCAAGGUCGGAGCCGUGUGCAGACAACACAAAAAAAACCACAACCACAUGACUGUGUGACUCCUGCACCCUAGGGCACUUGAAGGACCCACAAUACUGAAUCACAGUGGAUCGGAGGGUCCAGAGGACAAUCCAUCCCAGAGUUUGGCUCACAGACUGAUGGAGGCUGCACAUGCACGGGUGCCUGAGAUGGCUGCAGAGGAGGGGUAGUGGAGGGUGGGGUGGAGGAAUUUGUGAGCAACCCCCCCUGUUUUGAACAAUCAAGCUGCAAACUCACAGAAACUAGCUGUUUCAAUUUGCCAAAUGAGCCAUAUGUGUUCCUUUGCUCGAGGCCUUCCACAAAAGCAGAUUGAGACCAGACACGGGCCCUCACACAGCGAGCUGCUGUAACGGUAAAACACCUUGGAAUGAUUCUGAUCAUUUCCACUUCUGACUGUAUGGAAUCACAGACACCAUCCGACGAACGAUCCUCCGCUCUUCGGUCAUUUCCUCGGAAUAUGGUUUGCGGCCUGGUGGUGAAAUCUGUCAUUUAUUGUCACGGGUCACCACGUUGUGUCAUUUCAGUUUCUGUCCAACAGGUGAAAGUCAUCAAAUCUGCACUUUAGUCAAACUUUGGUGACUCCACAAGAACAACUGAAAGACCUGAUGGUGCAUCUUCAGGGGCCACCACAAACCAGACCAGACCAGAUCCUGCUCAGAGAGGAGACCGCUCUUUUCCAUUUAAUUUCUCUGUCCUGCAUAAAGCACUUGAAAGUUCUUCUGUGUUCAAGAGCUGCUACAGAAAUAAAAUGGCUUUGCUUUGCCUGAACUUGCUAAUUAUGAAAAAGCCUCUUGACUGUUUUUCUGAACCAAACAUUCAAAUAUUAUGGUUUUAAUAUUAAAAUAUGAACCAGCUCAACAUUUUUAAUUGUGGGGUAAAACACAUGAUGCUGUUAAUUCACCACAAAAAUAUAUUUAAGUAAUUAUAUACACAUCUAUAAAUUAUAUGACCAUGAUAUUACAAUGACACCUAAUCAGUUAAUAAACUAUUAAUUAUGAUUAUGUCAUUAUAUAAACUAACACCAACAGGCUUCGUGGGAACUACACUCACGGAAUAAUAGUAUUUUCUGAAAGUGGAGCCUUUUAGAAAAAUUAGCUUAAUUGCCCUUUUAGGCAGAUGUUUACGGAUCCGAGAUGUGUGACCUGUCGGGUGCGCGCACUGUCAAAGACGCGUACGCGCAACAUCCUGCUUUACUGCUCCCCCUGCAAAGACGGGUCGCCAAGCUCUCAGUCAGGAAUUCCAGCUGUCACUCAGCGAGACCCCCGUUCAGCCGGUGUCAGACUGCGUGAGGCACACCGCGGAAACACCCCCCGGUCCCGAUAAAUACGAGACGAAGACACCGCUGGAUGUAGGUGGACCUCCGGUGAUCAACAGAUCGGCAACUCCGCUGUCCACUCCUCCUGCGAAGAAGAGCAAGAUGAGACAAUACCGGAGCCAACUGGCACAUGUGAGCGACUGACAUAUUUAUUACCAAAAUUCUCGGGCCCGCCACAGAGAUAUGAACAAAUUAGCUCUCAAGAUCUGGUUUUAAUCAGCAGAUGCAACUGUUCCUGGCAGCGGAGCGGGAUCAGUCCGUGCCAAAAUGACCAGACUAUUGUCUAGCAUCGUUGUAACGGAAUGGGCCCGCAAGAAUUUUGGCACCGGUUUUACGCAGCAGACCACAUAGUUUAAUCGACGUUCCUCGACCGAAGACUGAACAGCGUGGCUGACUUGGACAAAGAUAUGCUCACAUGUCUCGUAGUGAUGCUAUGAGGUAGAAUAAAACCACAUCAGUGAAACACCCUGCUGGUUCCUCCCGAGAAGUGGAGCAGAUAAUCAACGGCGCGGAUUCAAGUUUGGACCUCACCAAGUCCAAAAGGACCUUCCCCUCCCACAAGAAAAGGAUCAUCUUAUAUCUUAAAGCAUCUUCACAGACUCGCAUAGCGAGUCUGUGAACAGGUGAGAGAGGGACACUGUCUGCCCCACUGUCCAGCGACACCAUGAGCUGGAGCUUCCUCACGCGGCUGCUGGAGGAGAUCCACAACCACUCCACCUUCGUGGGGAAGCUGUGGCUCACCGUGCUCAUCGUCUUCCGCAUUGUCCUCACUGCAGUUGGGGGAGAAUCCAUCUACUACGAUGAACAGAGCAAGUUUGUCUGCAACUCGGGCCAGCCAGGCUGCGAGAAUGUCUGCUACGAUGCCUUUGCCCCUCUAUCUCACGUACGCUUCUGGGUCUUCCAGAUCAUCUUGGUGGCAAUGCCUUCUCUCAUGUACAUGGGCUAUGCUGUCAACAAGAUUGCCCGAUUUGAUGAAGCUAAAGGAGGAGGUGGGUCUGCUGCAGUCAGAACAGGAGGAGGGGGUUACACGCACAGGAAGCCCAGGAAAAUCUGCUUUGGAGCACGCCAGCACCGGGGCAUUGAGGAGACCGAGGAGGACCAGGAGGAUGAUCCCAUGAUCUACGAGGUGCCAGAGAUUGAGCCUCCUAAGAGGCCACGGGAUCCACUGCAACCCACACCCAGACCCAAGGUCCGGCAUGAUGGGCGCAAGCGCAUUCGAGAUGAAGGGUUGAUGCGGGUCUAUGUUUUGCAGCUGGUGACGCGUACAGUGCUAGAGGCGGGAUUCCUUGCCGGCCAGUACUUGCUGUAUGGGUUCCGUGUGACACCGGUGUUUGUGUGCUCGGGAAAGCCUUGUCCUCACAGUGUUGAUUGCUUUGUGUCACGGCCUACAGAGAAGACCAUCUUCCUGCGCAUCAUGUAUGGUGUCACUGUCCUCUGUCUCACACUCAAUGUUUGGGAGAUGCUCCAUUUGGGGAUUGGUUCCAUCUGUGACAUUCUUCGCCGUCGGCGCUGCCCACCACAGGAGGACGAGUACCAGUUGGGUUUGCUCGGCACCAACGGAGGCGUGGAGGGCUCAGUAGGGGGAGCAGGGCCUGAGGCAGGUUCUGAGGGAGGGGUGGGUGGAGAUGGGGCUGCUGAUUACGUGGGUUACCCUUUCUCGUGGAACACUCCGUCAGCUCCACCUGGCUACAACAUUGUGGUCAAACCUGAGCAGAUGCCCUACACGGACCUUAGCAACGCUAAAAUGGCAUGCAAGCAGAACCGGGCAAACAUUGCCCAAGAGGAGCAGCAGCAAUUUGGUAGCAAUGAGGAUAACUUUCCCACUGGAGGGGAGGCCCGCGUGGCCCUGAACAAAGACAUGAUCCAGCAAGCUCAUGAGCAACUGGAGGCGGCCAUCCAGGCCUAUAGUCAGCAGCACCGGGCAGAGGAGCAGCUGGGGGACAACCAGGAUGACAAACCCCAAAGUAACAUCAUCCAGGCUCAACCUCAGCCACAGUCACAGCCUCAGAAAGAGCGCAAGCAUAGAUUCAAGCACGGGAAAGGAGGCAGCAGUGGAGGAGGCAGCAGCAGCAACAGCAGCAGCAGCAAAUCAGGGGAGGGCAAGCCCUCUGUAUGGAUUUAACCCCAGAAACAGUGGCAUGUAUUGAAACCGUGUAUAUAUAUACAUAUAUAUUAGAGAUUGGAUGAUGAGCUGUUGCAAUCUUUCUUGGAUAUUUAAACACCACUGUGCCUUAAAGAAUCCUGCAAGCUGGAGAAGAUGUGUGUUUGUGUACUAAGGUGUGUAAAAAAGACGUGAUGUUGCAGCUGACAGUUUGUCUUGUCUGGGCUGUCACUGUCUAACUUGAAACAUCACACCAACACAAACUGUAUUAGGCUUCAGUCUGUCGUUUACAUGUCUCAUUCUCUUCAAGUCCUAAAGCAGAUUAUUGACCUCUGUUGUCUUCCCGUUCAUCCUUUCUUAGGGAUUUGAGCUUUGCAAAAUUACUGAAUGAUACCGAGUUCUCUUUCAACUCCGAUUGAUCCCUGAUUUGGCUUAGCUCAUUUUCAGGCUGCUCCUCUGCAAAGACACUGACUCCAUUAAUCCAUUGGCAUCUUAAUUCUUGGGACAUCAAAAUGCAAUGAUAUCAAAAUGAAGUAUCAUCACGUUACAAAGGCAAAGGGAUGCCAUGACAUCACUAUGCCCUGGCAACUUAAAGAAAUGACUUUAGAUGACGUUGUAAAAGAAUGUUAUCACAACGUAAAUGCAAUAAAAUGAAGCAUAAUUCAGUGUCAGCGCCUAAAGCAGUGACUCUAUAAUGCAGAGAGAACAUCACCUUCCUGAAGGCUGUGUCCUGUCAGUCAUGUUCUGUGUCUGCUUUCUCUCCAGCGUCGAUCGCAGUGUUACGUUGCUGUGACUUUGCAUUCGACAGUGUGUUUCUAUAUGUUUCCUAUGUGUGUUUUUUGAUAACAGUGCAACACCAGCUGCUACUCAGGAACCACUGAGUACAGCAGGUGGAUUUUUAAGCAGUCUACAUUUGAAAUUUCCUGAAAGAAGAUGUUCUUUUAAACAAGGUGCAUAAGCAAUCCAGAUUUUAUAUAUUACUCUUCAACUUCUCAGUUUCUCUCUCUCUGGCUUUUCAUGGCUAUUAAACAAGGCUGCUCAGUACUUCACUGUUGCUCCACAUGCCUUGUAGUUGACUGCCCCCUGGUGGCUUCUUCUGUAGGGCUUCCUUUAUUGGGGAGUAGGUACCAGUUGCCAAUGCUACCCAUCCAGCAACACUCUAACCAGCUGUAGUGUUCCUUUUCUAUUGACAAGCCUUGUGUUAGUUAAGUCUUCCCAACGCUACAAGUUCGGUCUUAGAUGCACAAGGCUGCAAUAUCACCACCUUGUAAUGGAAAAGGUAUAAAGCCAUUACUAUAGUAUAGUGAGACCAAACACUGUUUGUGUAAUGCAAGUGUCAGUGCCAAGAUUUUAAUGCUAGGCUGCUACAACGCCUGGUUGUUUGUAGCUUUGGAAUACUGUGGCCAUGCUACUCCAAUUGUGGAAAUAUAUGCCUACGUGAGAUCGACCCUUUUGUAAAAGCCACUUGUUUUUUGUAUAACUGUAUGUGUUUUGCUUUUUGGAACAGGAUUUAAAAUAGUAAACUCCAAAAUGGAGUCAAUUUUUAUGUUUGAGACUGUGUUUUAUAUGAAAACACUCUUCUUUUUUUUGAGGAAAUCUUUUGUAAGAUAAAGAAAAAGACAAGAGGUUCUUUAAAAAAAAUUAAUUGUAUGAAUAUUUAUGGUUAUUGUGUUUUAAAUUGCCUUCCAAUUGUAAAAAAAAUGUGAAAUAUGACAUAGUAUAUUUUUAUAAUAUGUCGGCUACAGUGACUUAAUGACGUGAAGAAAAAAAGCCAGACUUUUCCUCGUAUGUUACGUAUCAGUAUUUAAUGUAUGUAGCAACCCUCCGGGCUGUAUUUUAAUAAACAGUGUUAGUCCUUUUCCAACUUUGUUCCGAGAGCUGCUGAACAGCUGUGUGUAGAGACAAAGUGGCUGAUGAAAUCAAUUGGGAAAGGGGACAUGAAGGGCCAAAUUAUUCAAACCAUUCCCAGCUUUGUCACACAGUAGCUUUCCAAACAAGCUGAGAUUGCUUACUCAUUUCAUGACAGUAAACUGGGAGGGAGAGCAAAUCUGAAAAGCUGCCACAUUCUGUCCUUGAUUUAAUAAAUCUUAUCUGAAAGAUCAUCUUUUCCCUGAAUAGUGGAUGAGCUGAAAACCACCACCCAUGUGAUGUUGUGAGGCUGUACAUUGUGACAUGGGUGUCUUUGCUUAAACAUGGUGUACAAUACAACAGUGUGCUCGAUUAGAAAGACUCUCUGAGUGGUGUGUUCACCAGCAGGCACCACAUGUCUGUUCAACAGCAGACAGACAUAAAUCACCAGAAGUACUUCAGUCAGUCAGUCCCUAGAGCAGUGAUUGACACAGGCUCUUCUGACGCCGCUCGGAUCCCAAUAAGCCACUGGUGAUUUACUAAUAGAUUCCCAGUCAGAGUCAGUCUCAUCCCCUGGAGGCCAGUCAGACCUCAUUAAAUUCUUUCCCAGUAAGUAAAGUUUUGCAACUAAAGUAUUUACAACUAUUUGGAGAGAAUUGCAGAAUACAUGGAUAAUAAGCAGCUGGUGAUGUUUUGCAGCUGGAGCCAGCUGGAGCCACUAGAGGGCGACUUCCUGUCAAAGGAGGAAGCACUUCAGAGAGUGAGGAAAGGGUGUUUUUCAGGAGGUGCCAUGGGGGUACUCAAAGACCCCAUCUGUUUAAAGUCUGCAUGACUGGCAGCUUGGCCUUACAUCUCCACAACUAUUCUAGGUUAUGUGGCUCAGACAUUUUCAGAGGAAAGUAAGGAAUUCUGGCAGCUAUCCAGGUUAAAAGAAUUACCCUGUGGCAGAAUUAUGUGUUUGUCUCACCCUGUUCUAGUUCUUCUAUUGAGUGACUGAAAGGGACAGAGAAUAAGUUAGAAAGAAAGUGUGCCCACUGGACAGGGAUGGCUUUUAUUAGGGUUUAUUCUCCUCUGCAUAUUGUCACUGUCCUGUGAUAACCAUUUCACCAAAAUGUCCCUAGGGCUUUUAAAAGAUACAGGACAAACAAAAGGGCCUUGUCUGAUUUGAUUCCGGUAGUCUGAUGGUCUUAUAAUAAGUUUUGAUCUUUGUGACAAUGCUGUGAGCAUACUUAAAGAAGCUAUUUGUAAGUUUUGCUACUUGCUACAUAGCCAAUGUUAGCAUUAACAGCUGUUUACUUUGUAGUCUAAAAGAAACAGCGCAAGUUCAGGAUCAAACUUCAUUUCUUUACUCGCCAAGAGCUGUCUCCAGCAGUGGAAAGCAACAGCCUCUAGUUCUAUCACUUAUUUUCUUCUACUGAGGUUAGCAUGCCUAACCAGCUAGCUCCGGCACAGCCAGCCUGUCUCAUCACUUUCCAAUAGCAACUCACUGUAGCUUCAAGUCUGCCAUGAAGAAGUAGCGCUGCCCAGAGGGCAGAUUCUAAUCUCUUAUACUGUAAAUGCAAUGAUGGCUGAGACUCUUGGGGAGCAACUAUCAUCACCACCCACCCUCAGGAAGAAACCAUGUUCAGCGGGAGAGAAAACUUAGAAAUAGCCCCUUUAACCGAUAAUGAAUAAUAAUAAAUGGGAUGAAUAAUCCUUAAUAAACCCAGAGCUGACAGUUGCAGGAAUUUAACUUCUUUUGCAAGGUAGCAAAAAAAAUAUAAAAAUAUAAAUGGGUAAUAUAUAGAUAGAUAAUACAUGACAUUAAAUCACCUAACCGCCUUUGAGAUAUGAUUCACUCAACAGAGGUGAUAGGAUGAUUUGAGCACUGACACACCUUUUGGAGGGGAAUUCUUCAGAGGUUGUCAUGUGGUGCCACAGUUCACAGGUGCAGCCAGCACCUGUGUAAUCAGCAUGUAACAGUGUUGGAAUAAUACUGGCAUGGACGAUUAUUCCCUUGUGAUUCAUUUCUGGACAAGUCAGACAAUUAAAACCGUUUGUUUCAGAUCAAAAUUUUUGUGGGUCUAUUUAUCAGGGAUACCACAAUGUCCACCCUCAGCAUCUGUCUGUCUACAUAAAACAAUGCCUGUGCUCAGAAGAAAGACAGUACUGAGUCUGUGUUAUUUCCCUACAUGUUUCUUAUAUAGUCACCCAUGUGGGAUGUGACAUUAAAAACCAGUGGUAUUACCAGUACAAACUCUGAUUCAUACAUGCAUUUGUGUAUUUGUGUGUUUUUCUAUGCCUUUUGUAAAAUGUAAAUUUCUUUGAGUGCCAUUCUGGUAUCCCCCUGGCAAAGAUUUUUUUCAUAUUCUUUGAAGAAUACAUUUGAUUUGCAUGUGAAAAGACCUAUUUUCCUAUAAAAAAUAAAUAAAUCAUAAAUACA
Molecule: messenger RNA, 8250 nt
Organism: Lates calcarifer (barramundi perch)
Lineage: Eukaryota; Metazoa; Chordata; Actinopteri; Centropomidae
Gene: gjc1
Product: gap junction protein gamma 1
Exons: 2
Coding region: 2544-4001 (485 amino acids)
Biological process (GO): cell communication
Cellular component (GO): connexin complex
Source: RefSeq, a predicted model, not a curated record